This is a messenger RNA of Anoplopoma fimbria (sablefish), 1577 nucleotides long. RefSeq lists its product as uncharacterized. The transcript has 2 exons. The record is from RefSeq and is a predicted model, not a curated record. Bases 1 to 1182 code for a protein of 393 amino acids. NCBI's taxonomy places the organism in Eukaryota, Metazoa, Chordata, Actinopteri, Perciformes, Anoplopomatidae.
AUGGAGCUCCACUGUAUUACUACUGACACCCCCACGACAACCAGCUCCUGCUCCACGGACCCCCUGUACGACAACUGCCCACCUUUUGCCCGGCGAGUGAGGGCCAGAGAAAAGGAAAUGGAGAGUAGGGUUGUGUGCCCGGCUGUAACCAGACUCCCCGGCCCCUGUAGCCCUCUGUCUGGUCUGGCCCCAGCUGUGGAUGAGGUUCCCACUCUGGUCGGUGGGGGAAGAGGGACUGGCGUAUGGCCAGAUCAUAGCUACUGCAGCUGGAGAGGAGGCCUGGGAAGACCAGGCUUGGAAGCAGAGCUGAGUCCAUGCAAAAUAAACAGUGUAAGACCUCAAGGGAGGGCAGCAGAAUGGGGAGGUAGCUGGGGAGCCGAGGACAGAGCUCAUCUGAACCAGAGCGAGGAGCACAGCAGUGCUCUGUCUCUGUAUGAUAACCUCCCCGAGGCAGACACCGACACCGCCGACAGGCUCCAAGAGGUCUUUGACAUGGAAACAAGCUACCAGGAGCACUGGCAGGGGCAGACGUGCCAAGCAUGGGCCCCCGAGCUGAUCCAAGGACUGAUGGACAGCGAGGGACUGAGUGAAGACAAGAGCACUAGAAUCCAGCAGCAGAAUCCAGACCAAGACAAGAAGCAUGAACAGGACCCGGAGCUGGACUCGGGAUCCUGUGGAUUCAAGCAGAGGGAUCAUCUCCAGCUGCCGAAGUCUACUCUCCAACAACACGGUACAGCAAGUUCCCCUCAACUAUCCCAAACUGAGUGCAAGGUUCUGUGGCCCCCAGCUGACACCCAGUACCCAGAGCAGCCAUGCUGGUCUCCCAGGGUGCCCCCACCUGUGCCCCUGGCAGACCCCUCCGCCAGUGCGCUUCGCAGCAUCCUCACUAGCCUCCAACAGCAAAUAGGCCGACAGAGGGAGGAGUAUGAGACCCGGAUAGUCAGCCUAGAGCAAAGAAAUGAAGAGCUGCAGCUAGAGGUCAUUCGGUUGAAAACAAACCUAACACAGCAGCGGCACUGGUACCAGGCUAUCCAGGCUAAGAUUGAGGACUCUGAAAGGACCCGGGCCACCGCAGAACUACGCAACGCAACUCUGCAGAAGGAGAUGGAGCAGUACUUUGACACCUUCGGAGAGCUCAACAAUGAGGCCAAGAAGACGGAGUAUAUCGUCAAGAGCUUUUGAGAAAAGAAUACAGGAAGUGUGUGUGAUGAUAUGAACAGUGUGCAGAAAGGAGGACAAAAGGCACAAGACUGGCUAAUGUUUAAACUCUAGUUAGGAUCAUGUAAAGUGUUUUGUCACAAUCUAUGCAGAAUAUUUCCUUCCCUAAUUGGGAACGAUUUUAAGUGGUGUACAGUUAUUUUUUCAUCAAGAAUCUGAGAAACAUGCAAAACAUCGCUGAAAACAAACGUAUCCUUGAUGUCCACUUUAUUAGUUACCUAAGGGCAGAAGAUAUUGGCCAGGUGUUUCUAACGUGGUCAUUGCAAUCACACAGGACAUCUCUGAAAAUAAAAGGAGAAAUGCAUUGAACAAAAAUGCGAGAUGCAUAGUGUAUACAAUGGAGCUUUUUUUUUUUUUUU